CGGUUUGUCCCUUGCUAGUGUCCGUAGUAGUUGGAAAAACAUGGCUUCACACGCAAGCAAGGCAUUUCUGUCCCUAGGUCGAAUAAAUGUUUCUGGUCUUGGACUUCAGAAAUCAGUGAGCAGCAGAGUCACAUACGCGACGGAUGUGUCUAUACAUUCUUCUAAUGUAAAUAAAGGCCUUCCUGAUAGAGGCGAUAGAGGAUUCUUCAGAAGACCCAGGAGAACUGCAGGGGAGCCCAGGACAGAAAAGAUGCCGGUGGAUCAGGACUGGACUGCAGUUUAUCCAGCAGCAACCCCCUUCAGACCGAGCUCUGUCCCCCUGCCUGUGAGGAUGGGCUACCCUGUGAAGGGAGGCGUUCCUCCCGAGAAGAAGGGCAACUUGGAGCUGAUCAAGAUACCAAAUUUUCUUCAUUUGACACCGGCAGCCAUCAAGAAACACUGUGAAGCUCUGAAACCAUUCUGUUCUGAGUGGCCCUCUGCCUUGGACACUGACGCAAAAUGUGACGAGCACUUCCCUAUCAAAGUGGGAAGCACAGACUACGUGUCUGCCGGCCUGUCUGUCAGAAACCCUUCAGCUCGCAUUGUUCAUCUCAAAGUAAAACUGUCCAGUUUAAAUCUGGAUGACCAUGCACGCAAGAAGAUGCUUAAACUAGUUGGGGAGAGAUACUGCAAAGAUACUGAUGUCCUCACCAUUACAACUGACAGCUGCCCAUUGAGACAGCAGAACCAUGACUAUGCCAUGUACCUGCUAACUGUCCUCUACCACGAGUCUUGGAAAACAGAGGCCUGGGAGGCUGAGAAGACUGUGGCAGACAUGGAGGAGUACAGCUGGGAGGACAGCCCGUCCCAAAGAAACAUCUUAGAUAUGCUAGUACGCAUGAAAGUGGCUGGGGAAGGAGAAGGCGAGGAAGUGCGAGAGCAGCUGCUGGGAAAAAAAGAAGUGCAGGAGUAUAAGGACUCUGUCACAAGGUUGAAGAAUGAAGGAGAAAGCGAGAGCACCAUGCUGCAGUACAAAGAGGCUGUCAAGAAAGUACUCAACCUGUAAUACAGCUUAAUGUACACAUUUAUUUACAUGAAGAUGGUGACCAAGAGCAGCAGGGACCACAAAAACAUUAAUACUUGUGGCCUCAUGUAUCAUUUUGGAUUCCAUCUACGUACCAGUAACACAAACAACAAUUUACUGUAGAUAAUUACUGUUCCAUUAUACAUGAGGAUAUUACAACCUCAAGGUUCUCAACUACUGUAUUUAUUUUCCAAAAUAAAUGUACUGUCAUCAGGUCUUUAAUACAAAAAUAAAAGCCUAAUGUAU
Messenger RNA from Sander lucioperca (pikeperch), 1309 nucleotides. It is a transcript of the gene mrps35, whose product is annotated as mitochondrial ribosomal protein S35. Gene Ontology annotation, biological process: mitochondrial translation. Gene Ontology annotation, molecular function: structural constituent of ribosome. The record is from RefSeq and is a predicted model, not a curated record. Gene Ontology annotation, cellular component: mitochondrial small ribosomal subunit. The coding region runs from base 41 to 1045 and encodes 334 amino acids. NCBI's taxonomy places the organism in Eukaryota, Metazoa, Chordata, Actinopteri, Perciformes, Percidae. The transcript is spliced from 8 exons.